Naegleria gruberi is the source of this 1854-nucleotide messenger RNA. RefSeq lists its product as uncharacterized. Bases 1 to 1854 code for a protein of 617 amino acids. The record is from RefSeq and is a predicted model, not a curated record. The transcript is spliced from 2 exons. Lineage: Eukaryota; Heterolobosea; Eutetramitea; Acrasida; Naegleriidae.
AUGUCUCUACAUCAAACACCACGAAAACAAUCAACAGUUUCUUCAUCCUCCUCCAACAACAUUCACGUGGUGUUGCCAUUCAAUAUCUUGAUCAAUCCAUCAAUAAUCUAUGACAAUUCAAAUGUCAAUCGGUCAAACACACCAACCACAAAUCACAGUACUGGCAAUAGUAGUUUUCAUAACCAUAAAUUCAACGCCUCUCCUUCAUCCUCACCAUCAAUACAAAGUGUGAAUAGUGAUAAUUCCAGUAUUGAUAGCUCAUCAAAUUUUACUCAAAGUUCAACACGUAAAAUGACAACUGGCAUUUCGACAAUGGGAGAAAAACAAAUUGAAAUGCAAUUACAAUGGCUUCAUAUUAUGAAAGAAGAGUUUCUGAAAUAUAUUGAAAAGAAGUCAAAACUUUCGAAUGAAAUGGAAUUGAAAAUGCUUUUUCUCGAACAUUUCUAUGAUCCAAUAAGUGAUAAAGUUCAUGUAAAGAGUUUUAGGUCAAUUGAGGAUGUUUUACAGAGAUUAGACUUGUUUUGUUCGAAAGUUCUGAAAUGGUUAAUGCCUGAAGAUUGGAUAGAAGUUGAAAAGAUAAGAAAUGAGCAGAAAGAACAUUCAAUUGUGUUUUAUUUGAGACAAUUGGCGGGAAAACUGAAAACUAUCAAGUUAUUUCAACAUGAAUAUUUGAGAGAAUUUAUUGACGAACAAGCUAGAUAUGAAAUUGCAAAGGAAACCGAUGGAAACAAGACGAAUAUUUCGAGUGUUGCAUCAGAAGAGGAAAUUACUGUUGUAAUUAAUGUUUCUCCAAAAAAUUCUACAACAGAUGCGCCUUCAGAUCAGGAAACUAAUAAGGAAAUUACUGAAGAUCCAUUCAAAUUUUUACUGGAACAGAUCAAAUUGAUUUGUUCCAUGUUUUCAAUAGAAUUGGGAGAUUGGUUCAAUUUUUUCGAAUUUAAAAAGAGAAAAAAGUUUAAGAAAUGGUUUGAAACUGGAUUAAAGGAUCAAUGCAUUCCAAAAUAUGUUUUGGAAAUUUACAAAAGAAAAAAGGAAUCUGCAGAAAAGGCAAACAAGGAAUUCAUGUUCAAGAAUGAAGAUUUAAAUCAAAAGUACAUUAUUGAAUCGGAUUGGUAUUAUACUCAUUGGAUUUCCAAGCAACAUACAGAUGAUUGGUAUGUUACCUAUUCAGACAUGCCAAAUGUAGUGCAAUGGAAUUCAGACAUUGAUCGUUCAGUAGAAAAACUAGGAUUGAAAAAUACCAAAAUCAUUGGCUAUGCAAAUUAUCCAGUUUCUCAAGUUGUGAAAUCAAACUCUAACGAUGAGCAUUUGAGAUAUCUAUUUGGAGAUGUCAACUGGUACAGUUUCACACCAAUUAAUAUGGCACAUUCCAUACAGAAAUAUCCACACGCUUUAAUGGUUACCACUUUCAAGUUUGGUCCAUUGUUUGCAGCACGCGAAAUUCAAAAUGUCUUUUCUGCAAAGUCAUCAUUUUUGGGUAGUAGAAUGACUGAGAGUUCAAUUAUAUUCAAAUCAAGCGAUUAUUUCAAUAAUAAGGAAACGAAAGAUUUAAUUAAGGUUCCAUUCAUUGGUGGCAGAAUUUUCAAUAUGGUCGACAAGAAUCGAACCAGAUAUAUUGAAAUCAGAACACUCAACAUUGGUGGAUUGUUGGGAACAAAGAUUCUCUAUUCGAAUCCACUCACCUCCAAGAAAUUAUGCCUGCAGAAUUAUCAUGGCAUUCUGAAGGCAGUGAAGGAUAAUGAGGCAAGGGGACAUAAACUCCCAUCUCCAGACGAAAAUUAUUUGGCCAGAUUGUUUAAUAAUUAUUGUACCGUUUAUUGUAAAUUUGAUUUGAGUAAGGACGCAAUUUUGUAA